AUGUAUGAGGAACGCAGCAUGCUGAAUCUCCAGAACAGCUCCAGCUGGAUGAGUACGGACUCCUGGUACCACCAGUCCAACACCAUCACUCCACAGCACGGCACAGAUGGCUGUAUGGAUGAUAUGAACGUACAGACGAUGGCGGGGGCAGACAGAGGGGUGCAGGGAGAGAGGGACGAGGUGGACGAGGCGCAGCUGCACCUCCAACUCAAACGAAAACUUCAGAGAAACCGCACCAGCUUCAGCCAGGAGCAGAUUGACGCUCUGGAGAAAGAGUUUGAAAGGACACAUUACCCGGAUGUCUUCGCCCGAGAGAGACUAGCUGCCAAAAUCGACCUUCCUGAAGCUCGCAUCCAGGUGUGGUUCUCCAAUCGGAGAGCUAAGUGGAGGAGGGAGGAGAAGCUGAGGAACCAGAAGAGGUUGGGGGGCGGGAUUUCCUGUUCUCAAACGCACACACCCCUGAGCACGUCCUUUAACCCGCCUGUCUAUCAUCCUCACCAUGGAAACACCUCUGGUUCAGCACACAGUCGGAGUGACUCGUCUCUCUCCACCUACGGGUCGCUGUCUGUCUUCUCCACGGUGCAGUCUUUGCCCCCUCAGUCGACCUCUUCCUAUUCGAGCAUGUUACCUCCCUCGCCUUCUGCUCCUCCUGCCCUACCUCGAAAAUUUGACCCCAGCCCUUAUUCCUCCCCUCACCUCCCACCUCCUCCAACAGCCGGCACAAAUACAGGUUUUCUCCCUGGCUUGUCAGUAGCAGGACCGGUGGGAGUCCAUGCUGGUGAUCAGGACAUGGGUUUGGGCCAGUACUGGACCAGGCUGCAGUGA
Messenger RNA from Trichomycterus rosablanca, 825 nucleotides. RefSeq names its product paired box 10 (gene pax10). Gene Ontology annotation, biological process: anatomical structure development; regulation of transcription by RNA polymerase II. NCBI's taxonomy places the organism in Eukaryota, Metazoa, Chordata, Actinopteri, Siluriformes, Trichomycteridae. The record is from RefSeq and is a predicted model, not a curated record. The transcript has 7 exons. Gene Ontology annotation, molecular function: DNA-binding transcription factor activity, RNA polymerase II-specific; RNA polymerase II cis-regulatory region sequence-specific DNA binding. Bases 1 to 825 code for a protein of 274 amino acids.